AUGGUUGCUGGAGGCUUUGCUAUUCACUCACCUAACUGGUUUAGGUUUCUGGCAAAAAUUCGCUUAUUUUGGAAUUUCGGUGGGAAUUCAGAAGUCACCCUUAAACUCACUACAUAUGGUUCUUAUUCGGUCAUGAUAGAAAGUUGA
Messenger RNA from Acaulospora morrowiae, 147 nucleotides. Lineage: Eukaryota; Fungi; Glomeromycota; Glomeromycetes; Diversisporales; Acaulosporaceae. The record is from the annotation of a GenBank genome assembly.